AUGCGCAAAAUGUAUUAUUUCGUGAGGCAGAGCGACACCUUUUUCGCCGACGCCCAUUUGUUCAGCUUCGGUGGAUCACAGAGCAACGCCAUGUUGGCAUUGGCUCAGUUGGCCAACGCCAGACGCGUGCCGUUCACCUACUUCAGUCGGGAGCUGCCGCUCAAGAACGAUACGGUGAAAGGGAAUCUAGCACUGGCUAGGGCACUCGGUAUGCAACACGUGGGGCUCCAUCCAGAUGCGUACCAUGACCUGGUGCGUACUCGCGAUUUCGAGGCAUUUCUGUACAGUAAGUUGCGUCCUUCAUUGGGUACCAGGAGGUUGUAUGUGCCACAAGGAGCGGCAUUUCCUGAGGCGCAAGACGGCGUCAGAUUGCUGGCCCAAGAGAUCAACGAGUAUGUCCGGACACAGUGUCCCGGCAAACAAUUCUCCGUUGUAUUGCCUUGUGGAACGGGCACCACAGCACUGUACUUGGCCCAGCAUCUGCUCCCAAGUGUUAAUUUGUAUGCAGUUCCGUGCGUAGGUGAUGCUGCGUAUCUGCAGCAGCAAUUCGAACAGCUUAUUGACGAGGAUCCGUCCUUGCAGCCGCACACGGCGUUGUUGCCUCGCGUACUAACCCCGAAGAGGAAAAAUCGUUUCGGACGCCUGUGGUGGCCGCUGUAUGACAUGUACCACGAGGUUCUACAGGAAACAAAAGUGGACUUCGAUCUUGUUUACGGAGCGUUCGCUUGGCACACGCUGUUCUCAGACGCAUCAGUACUAGACAAGGUGCUGGAUCGCAACAACACUAGCGUGUCAUUUCCCGGAAACCCUUCCAAACAAGACGAGCGUGAGCUGAUGUACAUUCACACGGGUGGCACAUCCGGCAACACCACAAUGUUGGCAAGAUACGCGCGCAAAAAUAGAAAACAUGUAGAGUAUUGA
Phytophthora infestans T30-4 is the source of this 921-nucleotide messenger RNA. RefSeq lists its product as uncharacterized. Lineage: Eukaryota; Oomycota; Peronosporomycetes; Peronosporales; Peronosporaceae. Gene Ontology annotation, molecular function: D-cysteine desulfhydrase activity. The coding region runs from base 1 to 921 and encodes 306 amino acids. The record is from RefSeq and is a predicted model, not a curated record. The transcript has a single exon.